UUAAAUAGAUUUCGACUGUCUGAGACUAAAGAUGAUACAUCAAUGGAUUCCCAAGCCGCUGCUGUUACUUCUCAUCAUCGCCAUUUUGAGUGACCUCCAGGAAUCAAAGGCAGCUAGUUUCUGCUCCAAGGAGGAUCAGUGUGCCGUGGAUGAGGAGGUCAAGCAGAUUGCUCUUCCAGCUCCUAUCCAAGCCCGCUACGAUUACACUCGCAUCUACCAGGUGGAACUGGCCAGUGAUGAGCACGUCCGGAUCUUUCAGGCCCUGGAAUUGGCCAGCGAUUCGUGCUCUUUCAUGGGACAUGCCCGAGUGGUAGGUCAAAAACUGACCAUUAUGGUUACGGCUGCCAAGGUGGCUGACUUCGAUGACCUGGUGCACAGCUACAAUGUCACCCAUCGGGUACUGAACCACAAUUUCCAGUCCUUGAUCGAUGCCAACUACCGCGAGGUGGCUCCUCCAGGAACAACACCCGACCAAUUCGACUGGAAACGCUAUUAUCCUCUGGAGAACAUCUACGCCUGGCUGGAAAGUCUGGCCAAAAAAAGGUCUGAUGUGGUUAGCCUGGUGGAUCUGGGUGCCAGCACCCAGGGAUUGCCCAUUAAGGGUGUGAGAAUCGCUUUCGGAAAGGAGAAUCUAACCAGUGUCUUUGUGGAGAGUGGCAUCCAUGCUCGGGAGUGGAUUGCUCCGGCCACAGCUACCUAUUUUAUUGACCAGCUGCUGAACUCCGAGGAUCCGGCCAUUCAGGAAUUAGCUCGCUCUCAAAACUGGUUGAUUUUUCCCACCGUAAAUCCCGAUGGAUAUCGCUAUACCUUCGAGGGCGAUCGCAUGUGGCGCAAGAAUCGGGCUCUCUUCGGAAUCUGCCGUGGUGUGGAUCUCAACCGGAACUUCCCCUUCCACUGGAACGUUACGGGAGCCAGUGGUGAUCCCUGUCGCUACGACUACUCAGGUCCAUCGGCUGGGAGUGAGCUGGAAACCCAACGGAUAGUCCAGUUCCUGGAGCAGCACAUUCAAUCCGAUCGCAUUCGUACCUUUAUAGCGCUGCACAGCUACUCGCAGAUGAUCAUGUUCCCCUAUGGACACAGCGCGAAACGUGUCGAUAACUACCAGGAUCUGACGGAAAUAGGCCAACUGGCUGCUCAGAGGAUCAAGGAUUUGAGCGGUAGGAUUUACAAGAGCGGCAGCAUUUACGAGACCAUCUAUCCGUCGGCUGGUGGGUCAAAGGAUUGGGCUCAUGGCCACCUAAAGAUACCCAUUACCUUCUCCUAUGAGCUUCGUGGACCGGCGGACAGUGAGGAUCUGUUCAUCUUGUCCGCCAAGGAGAUCGAGCCCACGGCCGGCGAAGCCUUCGCCUCACUCCAAACGAUCGUGCAGGAGGCCGGCAAACGUGGCUAUUACCAAUGAUCAGUGGCUCCCCAAAUCCCCUGCUCCAACUACAACUCCACAUCCAAAUCCAAAUCCACGCGGAGCCACCAUCUGAUGGGGACUAUGAUGAUGAUAAAUGUCGUCUGGCCUGGCAGUUCACAUGAAAAACACAUUACGCGCCAUCGUUUCUUAAUGCUAAAUAAUGAUGGCAAAAUCAUGACACAAAACCUCAUAAUAAUGUUGGUAAAUCAAAGCAAAUAUAGUCAGACUCGAACAACCUUA
Molecule: messenger RNA, 1642 nt
Organism: Drosophila rhopaloa
Lineage: Eukaryota; Metazoa; Arthropoda; Insecta; Diptera; Drosophilidae
Product: zinc carboxypeptidase
Exons: 1
Coding region: 32-1399 (455 amino acids)
Biological process (GO): proteolysis
Molecular function (GO): zinc ion binding; metallocarboxypeptidase activity
Source: RefSeq, a predicted model, not a curated record